CCAGUCCUCGAUUGCCACACUGCUCACAUUGCCUGCAAGUUCGCUGAGCUCGUUGAGAAGAUCGAUCGUCGUUCCGGUAAGAAGCUCGAAGACAACCCCAAGUUCGUCAAGUCCGGUGACUCCGCUAUCGUCAAGAUGGUUCCUUCCAAGCCCAUGUGCGUCGAAGCUUACACUGACUAUCCUCCUCUUGGUCGUUUCGCUGUCCGUGAUAUGCGUCAAACUGUCGCUGUCGGUGUCAUCAAGGCUGUUGAGAAGGUUGAUAAGGCCACCAAGGCCACCAAGGCUGCCGUCAAGGCUGGCAAGAAAUAA
Messenger RNA from Umbelopsis ramanniana AG, 309 nucleotides. RefSeq lists its product as uncharacterized. The annotation marks the transcript as partial. The transcript has a single exon. The record is from RefSeq and is a predicted model, not a curated record. NCBI's taxonomy places the organism in Eukaryota, Fungi, Mucoromycota, Umbelopsidomycetes, Umbelopsidales, Umbelopsidaceae.